AUGGAUGCAAUUCUCAAUUUAGAACUUUUUGAGGGUGACAUUCAGGGCAUUGCAACAGUACCAGCACCUUCUGAACUUUUAAAAGAUGAACCACUGGAUUCAUAUGAAUACAUAUUUAAAAUUCCGUAUCAUAGUGCGUUAAAUUUGGCAACAUAUAAAGAUAAGCUAUGGCCUAAUGGUCGAGUGCCAUAUAUGCUUGAAGAAGGAAUGUCUUCAAUACAGCGAGCAAGCAUUGCGCAAGCUUUCGAUGAAUACAAAUACAAAACUUGCAUCAAGUUUUCUCCAAAAACUGACCAGGAUAAAGAUUACAUUUUUAUUAAAAGGAAUAAAGCUUUUGGAUGCUCUUCUUAUGUUGGACGAGCUGGUGGCAAUCAGACAGUAUCAUUAGAAGUUGACAAGUGCUUUGCAAAAGGAAUUAUAGCACAUGAAUUAAUGCACACACUUGGAUUUUUUCAUGAACAUUCACGUACUGAUCGCGAUCAAUAUGUUGAUAUCAUUGACGAAAACAUUCGACCUGGUAUUCGAAUCACUCCUAGAAAAUGUAAAUUACAAUCAAGUUCAGGAAUGUUACGAAAUUUUGAGAAAUAUCCAAGAAAAGUGGUUGAUACGCUCGGAAUGCCAUAUGAUUAUGAUUCUAUCAUGCAUUAUCAUAAACUUGCAUUUUCCAAAAAUGGCAAACCAACCAUUUUACCAAAAGAUCGUAGUAUAGAAAUUGGACAGCGAUACAGGCUGAGUGUUAUUGACGCUCAGAAAAUCAAUAAACUUUACCGCUGCAAUCAACCAACGACAACAGUUACUACUCGAACUGCAACAGAUGCUAAAAGUUUGGCUACUGAUGAUAAUUUAACCACUUCUAAAACCAGCAAAAGUCCACUCAUGACAACAUCACCGCAUGGAAAAACUUUACGUCCAUUGAGAACUAAAAAACCUCCAACUACGAUUAAAUUUGAAAAUACUGUUGCAACUACUGAAGCAGCAAAAAUUACAGUUUGUGAAGAUUUGAAUGCUCACUGUAAAAUGUGGGAACAACUUGGUCAUUGCGAACAUUCACUGAAAUAUAUGACUCAUUACUGUAGAAAAGCAUGUGGACUUUGUCCACAUUCGAAAACUAAUAAUACGACACGGCGUGAGAAAAGUGAAGAGCUAGACUGUAUAGACAAGAAUCUUUUUUGUAGUUAUUGGGCAGGCAUUGGAGAAUGUAAUACGGGAAGUAAAUUUAUGUUAACAUUUUGUAAACGAUCUUGUCAUUUGUGCAAUAACACUGUUUAUCAUUCAAAAGUUAUCAGCGCAUAUGGACUCUUACGAGGAUGA
This is a messenger RNA of Thelazia callipaeda (thelaziosis nematode), 1311 nucleotides long. Lineage: Eukaryota; Metazoa; Nematoda; Chromadorea; Rhabditida; Thelaziidae. The record is from the annotation of a GenBank genome assembly.